UUUGUUAACUGGUUCACGUCCUUUUACUGAAGUGAGCGACGUGUGGGUGAACCAGUGAACAUUUAUUUCAGCUCUCGCCACGCACGCCUGAAGACGACGCAUCAAAUUCGCCAUGACGAACGAGGAGGAAGCCCUGCGCAAACUGUUCCUGGGGGGUCUAGACAGGGAGAAGACCAAGGAGGCACAGUUGAGAGACUACUUCAGCGCCUAUGGCGAGGUCACUGACUGUGUCGUCAUAAAGGACGACUCGGGAUCCUCCAAAGGCUUUGGCUUUGUGACCAUGUCCACGGUGGAUGAGACAGACAGGGUCUUGUUGGACAAAGAUGACAGCGAGCCUCACAUCAUCAAUAACAAGAAAGUGGAGGUCAAACGUGCCAUACCCAGAGGGCGAGAUAUCUUGCCUGACCCGAUCAAGAAGUUAUUUGUGGCCGGCUUCAAGGAUGCCAACAUCACUGAAGACGAGUUUAAGAGUUACUUCGGCGACAAGUGCACCGUUGACAAAGUCCACAUUGUGAAAGAUAAAGAGACCAACAGGCAAAAGGGCUACUGCUUUGUCGAAUUGAGCAACCGUCACAUGGUCGACAAAGCUGCAAUCAUUGAGAAUCACGAAAUCAGAGGCAUCAAAGUGGUCGCCAAGAAGGCCAUACCCAAGGGUGACGAGGCCAUGGGCGGAGGCAGGGGAGGCGGCGGCGGUGGCAGAGGCAGAGGGCGGGGUAGUUACAACAGCGGAAGCUACGGUGGUGGGAGUUAUGGCGGGGGUGGUGGCUACGGGGGUGGUGACAGCUAUGGGUCAUACGGUGGGGACAUGUCUGAGGGCUAUAGCUCCUAUGGAGGCGACCGAUACAGCGGUGGUGGCCGAGGGCGGGGUCGUGGUAGCUACAGCAGCCGUGGAGGCGGCGGUGGAAGCUACGGGGCCAGCGGAGGCAGUAACUGGGGCGGCAAUGGUUAUGACGGCUGGGGUAGUGGCAGUGGUGGAUAUGACGCUGGCUCCAACUACGCAGGUGCAAGCUCCAAUUACGGCCCCAUGAAGGGAGGUUAUGGUGGCAGCAGUGGCAGUUACGGCAGCGGCGGGGGUUACGGAAGCAGUGGGGGUAGCAGCUAUGGUGGAUACAGUGGGGGCGGCAGAGGGGGCCGUCCGUAUUAGAUCACAUCGAAUGACUCAACCUCUGCUGAGAGAUGACUAUAUGGGACGGUAAUGUUAGCGUUACCCAAUCAAUAAAGCAGUGGGACACCAACCUAGUCAUCACAAAGCAUACCCCACUCUCUCUCAAGAAACCCCACUGGAAUAGACUGGAGAAACUUACCACUCUGAACUGAAACGAAAGCUAGCUAGAUAAGGAUCCACUCUGAAGAACUCGCAGACUACAUUUUAAGGUCCAAGGAAAGGUUUUUUUUUUUCAUCUUGGGAAGUACAAUCUAAGGUUGUGUAAUAUGUAGACGUCUGGAGACCCUGCUGGAAAACACUUGAUUUUCCAAGACUAAAUUACGUAGAAAAACUCAGUGAAUUUGCAAACUACAUAAGGCACUAUUUUCAAAGUAUUUUAAGUCAGUUUACCAUUGGCGAUUGCCCCCCCUUUUUCUGAUUCACCCCUCUGAGCCUAAACUGCACAACUUGGCAUCAGGAGCAAAGACGUGAAUCUCAACCGGGAUUAGAUUUACUGCCCACAAGAGCCUUCUUGUAGACAUGCUUGAAAGCAAAUUCACUGCAUUUUUCCCUAAGUUGUAAAUAAGAAAUGGAUUUCAGUCAGUUUAAUUUUUAAGCAGUUCUGUAAGUAACUAAAAAAUUUGAGAUAAUUUGAAUGAGAGUUUUUUUCAUCAGUGAUUUUUUUUGGGUUCGCAAUCAUUGUUCACGUAAAGAAAGUCUUGACGAUGCCAUACGAUCUUGAUGAUGUCCGAAAUGUGUCAGAAAAACAUAUAUCACUGAAAAAACCUAAUGUGAAAUAUUUCCAUCUCAUCGUCCUGUCCAUAUGCACUCCAUAUUGUCAUUUUUGGGGACCACCCCUUUUUAACCAAAUAUGUCUCUGUCAAUCAAGGUAGUUCCUUUCGCUUCAUAGCAUCAUGAAUGUUCUUGUUUCUUUGGACUACUUAGAACCACUCAGUAGCAACAUUCCAGUUAUCAUAAUCAAGUAUUAGUUCAGUUUGGUUCCAAUAACCAGUCUGAAGGCCCUCCCGCUACAGCCUUUACUUUCUUUAAAAUCAUGUACAUAAUAGUUGUUGAAUACCAAUUGAUGUUUCGUAAGUUGUGCAUUGUGACUUGUAAGUGCGUCGCAUACUUUUUUUUUUAUUUUACUCUUUUUUCUUUAAAAAGAAAAGUUAAGGCUCAGAACAUUUGCCUUUGAGUUGAAGUGCUUGUACAAUAGUGCAGUUUUUUACUUUCCCCAUAGUGUGACAAACAAUGCCUAUCAUCGUACAUGUAUGUAAACUAAUGGAAGUUGCUUUUCUCGGUGUGCUUGCGCUAACCUCAGACAUGCAGACAUUUUGGGAAACCAAUAUAUUUAAGACUAACGGUUAAGCAUGGUAUGAUGGCAGAUAAGUAAGAUCCACUAUUAAUGCCCUUUUUUAAUUCUUAGAAGUAUUCAAAUGUUAGUGAGUUUUUCGUGAUGUCAAAUAAAUGGAAGUUUUAGACCAGCCUAAUUCUCAGCUCGACUAUCUCAGCAUUUUUCUUCAUUUCAAGUUAAAUUUCCUUAAGGCAUUAAGUAUCUUGAACUGCAGUUUGAUUCUUUUUUGUUGACAGGUAUUCGUUUUUCUUUUGUUCAAAAUGCAGACAAGUUGAUCCCACAUUCCUGUGUAUAUCUUGUGGGUUUUUAAUGAAUUUCCUGAAUUAAAAGGUUUUAUUCACACCAUCCUCAAAGUCCCACAACUGAA
Molecule: messenger RNA, 2865 nt
Organism: Acanthaster planci (crown-of-thorns starfish)
Lineage: Eukaryota; Metazoa; Echinodermata; Asteroidea; Valvatida; Acanthasteridae
Product: heterogeneous nuclear ribonucleoprotein A0-like
Biological process (GO): regulation of translation
Molecular function (GO): mRNA binding
Source: RefSeq, a predicted model, not a curated record